Messenger RNA from Exophiala spinifera, 1083 nucleotides. RefSeq lists its product as uncharacterized. Gene Ontology annotation, molecular function: transmembrane transporter activity. Lineage: Eukaryota; Fungi; Ascomycota; Eurotiomycetes; Chaetothyriales; Herpotrichiellaceae. Gene Ontology annotation, biological process: transmembrane transport. The record is from RefSeq and is a predicted model, not a curated record. The coding region runs from base 1 to 1083 and encodes 360 amino acids. The transcript is spliced from 2 exons.
AUGCCGGAUGAAUCAGGACAGUUGAGUGAGCCUGAUGAUAACGCGACACCACCUCCAGAUGGUGGGUACGGAUGGGUGUGUUUGGCUUGCUGCUUCGUAAUCAACUGUUUCACCUGGGGCGUUGUAGCCUCUUAUGGUGUCUAUCUGUCGUAUUAUCUCACAAUCAACGCCUUCCCUGAAGCUCGACCUCUAGAAUACGCCUUCAUCGGCGGUCUGAACUUCGGAAUCGCAAUGCUUUCGGCUCCCUUGAUCACGCACCUGGCUCGAUCCUACGGCAUCAGGUUACCCAUGUUGGCGGGGGCAGCCUUGUUUGGAGGAGGUUUCAUUGCAGCGUCUUAUGCUUCUCGUAUCUGGCAUCUCUACCUCUCGCAAGGUGCCCUGGUCGGCUUAGGUGUCGGCUUCGUCUACGUACCCAGCAUCGCGGUUUUGUCGCAAUGGUUUGCGAAAAGGAGGAGUCUUGCCAAUGGGAUUAGUGCGGCAGGUUCAGGAAUCGGUGGGUUGAUCUUCUCGUUCGCUGGUGGUGCCUUGAUAGAACAUCUCGGGAUUGGAUGGGCAUUGAGAAUCACCGGAGCUACGGCGCUGUUGGCAAAUCUCCUUGCCGCAAUCCUCAUCCGCGACCGCAACGGUAUCAUUCGACCAAAACAGCACCCAUUCGACUCGCGCCUCGCGUCGCGUACGGAUGUUCUUUUGCUCCUUUCAUGGGCCUUCUUCAGCAUGAUAGGGUACAUUCCUCUACUUUACUCGCUCUCGGACUUCUCGAUCUCCAUCGGAUUGUCUAGGACACAGGCAACACAGGUGACAGCCUUUUUGAACAUGGGCACUGCGAUCGGACGACCCUUUAUUGGCGUUGCAAGCGACCGCUUUGGCCGCUUUGGAGUUGCGACUAGUCUGACUUUCCUCUGUGGGCUCUCAUGUCUUGUUAUCUGGGUACCGGCCACCACGUUCGGAUUAACAACGUUCUUUGGAGUUCUCAGUGGAGCAAUAUUAGGAGUGUUCUGGAUGGUACGCAUCAUUCCAGGAACCCAAAAUUCCACUUUCAGGUGUUCUGCUGACUUACUAGACUAUCGCGCCACUUUGCGUUGA